UGCCCCCUGUGAUCUCAGGCCAGAGCGAGGAGUUCGUGGAGGAGGUUGGGGCAGUGCUGAACGGCUCCGUCUCACUGCAGUGUGAGGCCACGGGGACUCCGCCCCCGUCCGUGUCCUGGCUGCGGGAUGGGGAGCCCGUGGAGGAGGGGCUGCGCUUCCGGCUGCUGGAGGCCGGCCGGGUGCUGGAGGUCCAUGAUGUGCAGGUGGCAGACAUGGCCAGCUACCUGUGUCUAGCAGAGAACCACGCAGGAACAGCGGAGAAGCUCUUCAGUCUGACGGUUCAGGUUCCGCCGACGAUCAUUGGCUCGAAGGAGGAGCAGGUGAGCGUCAUCGAGGGUCACAUGGUGUCCCUGCUUUGUGACGUGCAGGCGUACCCCCCCCCAGAGAUCACCUGGACCCGGGACGGGCAGCUGCUGGCAUUUAGCACGGGGAUCCACGUGUUGCCAGGGGGACAGAUGCUUCAGCUGUCCAGAGCCAGGCUCCAGGAUGCCGGCCAGUACGUCUGCACUGCCACCAACGCUGCAGGACAGGAUCAGAAGAGCAUCGAGCUCAGUGUCUACGCUCCACCUACGCUGAAGCCACGUGGCAAUUUCGAGUCAGAGGUCGUGACCCCACAAGUUGGCUCGAACGUCUUGCUCCGGUGCGAAGCUCAGGGUACACCAGAGCCUGAGGUCACCUGGUACCACAACGGGCUCCAGAUGGUGCCAGGGGGCAGGCUGGAGAUAGAGGGCCACCUCCUCCAGAUUACAGGGGUGCAGGUGUCAGACAGUGGCAUGUACAUCUGUAAGGUUUCCAACAUCGCUGGGCAGGUUGACCGGAGCUUCCGUCUCACUGUCCAUGCACCCCCUGUUCUGGAGCACCCUCUAGAGGAGACCCUCACUCACACCGUUGGCUCCCAUGUCACACUGCUGUGCGAGGCCACGGGGGUCCCAGCCCCCAGCAUCACUUGGCUCAAGGAUGGCUCUUCUAUUG
This is a messenger RNA of Paramormyrops kingsleyae, 972 nucleotides long. Lineage: Eukaryota; Metazoa; Chordata; Actinopteri; Osteoglossiformes; Mormyridae. The record is from RefSeq and is a predicted model, not a curated record.